AUGAAGGUUCAAUAUCCCUCGGCUCCAACGCUCUGCUUCUGGCUGUCGCUCGCACGUACCGUCCUCGGAGAGCCAAUCCCUGCUCCUACGGGCGAGUACAACGUCGGUGCCGAGCGGUUUGUUGUUCCCUUCUUGGACGAGAAAGACGUCGUGUGGCCGAACGGUGUUUCGACCGAAUAUCUCGUCACGCUGUACUAUCCCACUGCAGAUGAGAAACCUUGCCCGAAGCCAUACCUCGAGGCCGAGCUAACCGAGUUGUACGCCGAUUUAUGGACCUAUAAUGUCUCCCACCUAACAUCGACGGUGCGGUGGAAUGCCACUUAUUUAGACGAUGGAACGGGCCCCACGCUUCUCUUCGGCCCCGGUGGUUGGGGCCCGCCGACUGAUGGUAACUACAUUGUCAUCUCUGACCUCGUCUCUCACGGAUACGUCGUGGCUGCGUUUGAUCACGUUUAUGAGCAACCAUUUGUGCGGUAUCCCAACGGCACCGGCGUCUUUGGCCUCUCGCCGGCUUUCAGCAAUUACACCCUUGACUGGGUAGAGAAGCUGCACGCCAUCAGGAUCAAGCAGCAGCUGCACUUUAUUGAUUACUUUCCCUCUCUGGUGGCUGAGCUCAAGGCACCAUUCAAGUUCAAUGACUUCGGCGCGUUUGGGGUGUCGCUCGGCGGCUCUGCUGCGCUUACCGUGGCACUGGAGAGCGAUGCCGUGGCUGCCGCCAUCAACGUAGACGGCACCAAUUGGGGUCGAUUGAACAGCACGUCCGACUCGGACCUGAGAAAGCCGUCGAUGAUUCUUAGCUUUCAGGGCCACAAUGCAAAUACGGACCGCACCUGGAACAACUACCGGACCUGGCAGACUGGCUGGUGGCGUCUGUUCUCGGUAGACGGAAGCAUGCAUGCCGACUGGUCCGACCUGACGUUUUGGAAGAGUUUUGGCACAACACGUCCAUCGGGACCCGUGGACGGCAACAGAAUGGUUUAUAUCUCGAGGACAUUCAUCAGAGCCUUCUUUGACGAUGUGUUGCUUCAUAUCUCUCAGUCCAUUCUGGAUAGUCCUUCAGAAGACUUCCCCGAAGUGAAAUGGGACGAAAUUCACAAUGAGCAAUGA
Molecule: messenger RNA, 1107 nt
Organism: Colletotrichum orchidophilum
Lineage: Eukaryota; Fungi; Ascomycota; Sordariomycetes; Glomerellales; Glomerellaceae
Product: platelet-activating factor acetylhydrolase
Exons: 2
Coding region: 1-1107 (368 amino acids)
Molecular function (GO): 1-alkyl-2-acetylglycerophosphocholine esterase activity
Source: RefSeq, a predicted model, not a curated record